Molecule: messenger RNA, 426 nt
Organism: Dermacentor silvarum
Lineage: Eukaryota; Metazoa; Arthropoda; Arachnida; Ixodida; Ixodidae
Product: acanthoscurrin-2
Exons: 2
Coding region: 1-426 (141 amino acids)
Source: RefSeq, a predicted model, not a curated record
AUGCAGUGCACUGUCGUCGCCCUUUGCGUCAUCGUUGCUUCUGCAACUGCGGGUGGACUUGGAGGCUAUGGUCUUGGAGGUCUUGGCUACGGAGGAUAUGGGCUCGGCUACGGCGGUGGCUACGGCGGAGGCCUAGGUUACGGGGGAGGCCUGGGAUAUGGUGGAGGCCUAGGUUAUGGUGGCGGCUACGGCGUCGGAGGCGUGGGCGUCGGCAGCAGCGUGGCCCUUUUGAGCGGAGGACCUGCGUUCGCCAAGGUUGUGGCCGGGCCUGCUUUCGUCGUGAGGUCUGUCCACCAUGUGAACAAGGUUAGCGGAGGAGGCGCCCUUCUCGCUCACUCUGGUCUCGGCGGAGGAUACGGAAGAGGCGUCGGCUACGGUGGAGGAUACGGUGGAUACGGAUAUGGUGGCUACGGCUACAAGGGCUAA